AUGACCACUACGAGCUCCGGCUCAGAUGCUCCAAGCGGUACAGUGACAAACUCCACCAAUGCCGCGGCGGCGAAGCAGAAAGAGUCGGAUGCGCAGAACGAGCACGAUGAGCGAGCCGGGGCCCUCCAUGCCCCCCACGCAUCGCGCGAGAAGCAAUGGUGGAAAUUCCGGAUGCGGACCCGCGACGACGAUGCAGAAGCGGACUGGUGGUUCGCCUCGACCGCAAUUCCCCUCCUGGCCGCGACGCUGGGCCCGUUCGCGAACGUCCUCAGCAUCGGCGCGUUGGUGACUCCCUGGGCGAUGAAUCUUCUGGAUCCAGUUACCGGGGAGCGCGUCCCUGAGCUGCAGGGGUUCGUGUUUGCGGACCCGGGGUGGGUGUACUGGCUCAAUGUUGCGAGUCUUGUGGCCGGGUUCGUGGGGAAUGUUUUCCUGUUGUUUAAUUUUACGGGGAGGAUUAGGUAUAUCAUCGCACUGCCGGCGUCGAUUGUGUUUUGGUAUGUUGCGAGCGGUAUUCUCAUUGCCAUCACCGCAUGCAGAGAGAUCUACGACCCACCAAUCCGCCCCAACCAGACCUACACGCAAGGCUUCUGGUACGGAGUGAUGUCGGCCGUGCUUUACCUUAUAUGCUCCAUGAUACUCAUGGUCAACAUGCUCGGCUACUUUUUGGGCCACUACCCGCAGACCUUCAAUCUCACAGACUCCCAGCGGACGCUGAUCCUCCAGACCAUGUGUUUCUUCAUCUGGCUCGCGGGCGGCGGUGCCGUCUUCUCCGUCGUCCAGACCCGCUUCGGCGGGCCAGAUGACUUGGACUGGUCUUUCGUCGAUGCCCUCUACUUCUGCGACGUCACGAUCCUAACGGUCGGCUUCGGUGACCUCGCUCCCACCAAUGACAUUGGCCGGGGCCUCGUAUUCCCCUACUCCGUGGGCGGCAUCAUCAUGCUCGGGCUGGUGAUCUCCAGCAUCCACAACUUCGCGACCGACAUCGGCGCCUCGAAGGUUGUGCAGCGGCACGUCGAGAAGACACGUCUACGCACUGCGCGGCGUGCCGUGCGUACCUCCGUCGAGUUCCGCAGCCGGGAGACCGAAGACACCGCUGGGCCGGGCGGAGCGGGCAUCACCAACCAGCCGGUGAUGAUGAAAAGAGUCAACGCCUUCGCGACGGCGAUGGGCAACACCGUCCCCCUGAUGCGGCGUAUGUCGACGUUCCCACGCCAGCGCAAACCAAAGCUCCUACUGCUCCGCGAAGAAAAAGACCGUUUCGAGGCUAUGCGCAGCAUCCAGCGGUCCACCGCGCGCUUCAAGCGGUGGACCGCCCUCUCCCUCUCCCUAAUCGCCUUCUUCCUCCUCUGGUGCCUUGGCGCGCUCGUCUUCUGGCAAUGCGAGCGCGACACGCUGGGCAUGACGUACUUCCAGGCGCUGUAUUUCUGCUACGUAUCGCUGCUGACGAUCGGGUACGGGGAUCUCAGCCCGAAGUCCAAUGCGGGGAGGUGCUUUUUUGUGGUGUGGAGCUUGAUAGCCGUGCCGACUAUGACGCUGCUGAUCAGCGAUAUGGGGGAUACGGUUAUUGGCACGUUUAAGCAUGGGACAGAUCGCUUGGCGGGGUUUACGGUAUUGCCGGAACAGGGGAUCUGGCAUCGGUGGCUGGGCGCGUGGUUGCGACGAAAGGGGCGAGGGAAGAGGGGCGAGAAGAAGACAGCACCAAAGGCGCCUCGGACGGUUACUGCAGAUGAAAACGGUGCUGCUGAAGGCGUGGGAGGGGAAACCGAGGCGGAAACCACGCUCAAGAGGAGCCUCACCGAGUUGGCGGAAGAGGCAGAAGCGCCGCCCAGCGAAGCGGAACUUGCGCGCCGACUCGCUGUUGCUAUUCGGCGCGCGGCGCAGGAUCUGAAGCUGCACUGCGAGAAGCCGCCGAAGAGGUAUUCGUACGAGGAGUGGGUGGAAUUUACGAAGUUGAUCAGGUUCACUACUAGUGAGGGGGAUGAUGAGGAGGAUGAGAUGAUUGAGUGGGACUGGAUAGGUGAGGACAGUCCUAUGGUGGCGGGUAUGAGCGAGCCGGAGUUCGUGCUUGAGAGGCUGUGUGAGAGUAUGGGGAGGUAUAUUAGGAAGAAGGAGAAGGCGCUGAUAGGCGGGCAAGAGAUUCACGGAGAGGUGAACAGUCUGGAAAAGAGCCGCCAUGAUGUGGGAGAGAGACGUUUUGGAGAGCGCACGGACAAGAAAGCUGGCGACGGGAGACUUGACGGUGGUGGUGAUGGGCAAGGCGAUUAA
This is a messenger RNA of Coniosporium apollinis CBS 100218, 2265 nucleotides long. RefSeq lists its product as uncharacterized. Gene Ontology annotation, biological process: potassium ion transmembrane transport; stabilization of membrane potential. The transcript has 3 exons. Lineage: Eukaryota; Fungi; Ascomycota; Dothideomycetes. Bases 1 to 2265 code for a protein of 754 amino acids. The record is from RefSeq and is a predicted model, not a curated record. Gene Ontology annotation, cellular component: membrane. Gene Ontology annotation, molecular function: potassium ion leak channel activity.